Molecule: messenger RNA, 1432 nt
Organism: Prinia subflava (tawny-flanked prinia)
Lineage: Eukaryota; Metazoa; Chordata; Aves; Passeriformes; Cisticolidae
Product: signal-regulatory protein beta-1-like
Exons: 5
Coding region: 146-1048 (300 amino acids)
Cellular component (GO): plasma membrane
Source: RefSeq, a predicted model, not a curated record
CCGAAGCCCCGGUGCUCCUGCCCCUCACCGAACCGGGGAGGACACAAAGCCGCUCCCUGUGCCGAGCCCGGCGCAGCCGCUCCGUGCCAGGCGGCCCGGGAGUGAUGCCCGCCGGGGUUCGGCAGGGUGAUGCCCGCCGGGGGUGAUGCCUGGCGGCUCUGCCGGCCCCCGCCCGCCCCGGGCAGACACCAAAGCGUUAAUCACCGGCUCGCCUACAUUUCCUGUCCCUCUUCCCCUUUUCCUUCGCAAAGUUUGGGAAGAACCCAUGGCCGCGGCAGCAGCUCCGCUCCUGUCCGGGCAGCGAAGCCCCGUCCAGCGGCAGCUCCUGGGUGUGGGUGCCCCGGCGGGUCAAAGCUUCAGUCUGCAGCAGCCCCAGACCAAGGUGUCGGUGGCAGUGGGGGAGAUGCUCACCCUCAGGUGCACCACAUCUCCACGUGCUGCACCAGGUCCUGUGAGGUGGCUGAAGGGUUGGGGCAGUGGGAACAAGACCAUCUAUGACCAGAAAAUAAAGGAUCCCCGUGUGACAAGAGCAGUGAAUGGGUCUGACACAGACUUCACCAUCCGCAUCAGGAAUGUUCAGCCUGAGGACACGGGCACCUACUACUGUGUGAAGUUUGUCAAGUCAGACAGUGGUGUGGAUGAGGUGUCUCAGUAUGGCAGUGGCACAGACGUGUCUGUGUAUGAGACAGCCCUGGUUCCUGGAACAGUGGCAGCAGCUGUAGUGCUCUGCUUCCUCCUCCUUCUCCUCGUCCUCUUCAUCGCCCUUUGCAUGUACAGGAGGAAGCGCCAAGGCGGGGUGGGCAGCCCCAGGACAGUGGCCACGGGCAGCUUCUUGUCUGUCCCUCUGCAGUGCUGUGCAGGGACCCCCGGCACCCCCAGUGAAGUUCUGGAUGCAGAGAGCUCCCACCUGCCCAGCCAGCAGAGCAGCAAGGAGGAGAACAACAUCCACUACGCCGACCUGCAGCCCCUGCCCCCGGCCCCACGGCGCGGGAGGAGCCCGGGCACGGCCCCCACUGAGUACGCCAGCCUCAGAGUGGCUGCCAAGUGACACAUGGCACCGCUGCCUGCACGGCCAGGCCGUGUCAGGGUGGAAGAAGGGACAUUUCUGCAGGGCACAGUGAAGAAGGAGUGGAGCUGUUUGCAUGGCACACCCUGAUCUCAGCUCAGAACACCCCGAUCUCAGCUCAGCACACCUUGCAUCGCAGGGGAGCUCUCCCAUGACCUGGAAGCCACCUCGACCACAGGAGCAGACCACGAGGCCAAGCACCUCUGCCUUGUGCAAGCUGUUUGGUGCUGAUGACACCAGGAGGACCUCACACACACCUGUAUCCACCAGCAUGGGCCUGUACUGGUCCUUUCCAAGCCCACAGGUCCAUAAUUUGUGUUAUCUUUUCACCACCCUCAUUAAAGCCAGCAAACAGCCUUCUGUCCA